UCUCAACUCCCUCUGCCGUAGCUGCUGCGACUGCUCCAUUUUCCGCCUCAUUGCCCUCUGGUUUGGUAUCUUCCGGUCUAAUCAAAACCAACCAUGGCGGACAAGGCAGUCACCAUCCGAACCAGGAAGUUCAUGACCAACCGCCUUCUCUCUCGCAAGCAAUUUGUCAUCGAUGUUCUUCAUCCAGGAAGGCCAAAUGUUUCAAAGGCUGAGCUGAAGGAGAAGCUUGCAAGGCUCUAUGAGGUCAAGGACCCGAACGCAAUCUUUGUGUUCAAGUUCAGGACUCACUUUGGUGGUGGCAAAUCUACUGGAUUUGGAUUGAUUUAUGACUCUGUUGAAAAUGCGAAGAAGUACGAGCCCAAGUACAGGUUGAUCAGGAACGGACUUGAUACCAAGGUAGAGAAGUCAAGGAAGCAGUUGAAGGAGAGAAAGAACAGAGCCAAGAAGAUCCGAGGAGUAAAGAAGACCAAGGCAUCAGAUGCUGCUAAGUCAAAGAAGAAAUGAGCGUUGGUGAUUUCGGUUCUAGUUUCUGUUGCUCAUAGCAGCACUGGGCUUUUCUUAAUCAUAUUUUGCCGUUAGGAUGCGUUUAAAAUGAAGAUUCUGCUGUCACUGUGUAUUUUUAGAGAGCCAUCUACUAUUUAUUUUUUCUUUUCCUUCCAAAAUUUCAGUAUUCUGAUGAGGACAGAUUUAUUAUAUUAAGUAGCAACAGAUUCAGAUUAUUUAUCUGACUUCCGUUUAUUUGUGA
Molecule: messenger RNA, 745 nt
Organism: Pyrus x bretschneideri (Chinese white pear)
Lineage: Eukaryota; Viridiplantae; Streptophyta; Magnoliopsida; Rosales; Rosaceae
Product: 40S ribosomal protein S24-1
Exons: 5
Coding region: 94-504 (136 amino acids)
Biological process (GO): translation
Cellular component (GO): ribosome
Molecular function (GO): structural constituent of ribosome
Source: RefSeq, a predicted model, not a curated record